UUAUUCUAUGGGGUAAUCAAAUUCUAAACACAAUUCUUGCAUUUUAAAAAAAAUAUCUAUAAAAAUAACCCAAAACAAAACAACGGUAUACUGGUACAUCGUGAAAAUUGGCACGAGUUAUCUUUUCCUGGAUAAAACUUCGCGGUAAAAUAGAAGAUAAAAUAAUCAAUAAGAAAGAAAACACAGGAAAUAAAUUCAAGAUUUCUUAGAUCAGUGAACAUUUCACGUAAUAUCAGAAUGGGACGAAAAUCAAAUAAAGGUAAAGAAAAAAAGAUGAAACGUAAAGAGGAAAAUGCAAAAUUAGCACAAAGUUAUGGCAAAGUUGAAGCUGCCAAUAAGUUAGAGAAUCCUAUGGAAUCCUUAGCUGCAUUUAAACAAUAUGAAAGAAAUGGAUUAAAUUUAACUAUAGACUGUGAGAGAGUAUCAAAUGUAGAUAAGUCUUUGAUUGACUGGGCUUUUCAACUCACUAAAACAAAUAUGGAAACCUUAUAUGAACAGAGUGAAUGGGGAUGGAAAGAUAAAGAAAAGAAAGAUGAAAUGACAGAAGAAAAAGCACGAUAUUUAAUUGUUAAAGAUCAAGAUAGUAAACCUGUUGGUUUUGUUCAUUUUCAGUUUGAUAUAGAAUGUGAAGAAAAAGUGUUAUAUUGUUAUGAAAUCCAGUUAGAUUCACAGUAUCGCAAUAAAGGUUUAGGGAAAUUUUUAAUGCAGAUAUUAGAAUUAAUAGCUAAUAAAACGGAAAUGAUGAAAGUAAUGUUAACAGCAUUUAAGCACAAUCAUGAUGGCUAUGAUUUUUUUACAAAAACUAUGAAGUUUGAAGUAGAUCUGAUAUCACCAGAAGCAUCAUUAUAUGAAGAGAGUUAUACAUAUGUUAUACUAAGUAAAUUAACAAGGGCUGGCAAAAAGGCAGCAGCAUUAGCAGAAGCAGCAGAACACGCUUUAGAACAUAAAGGACGAUGUAUGUCAAGUAAUUGUGGACAUGCCUGUUGACAACACAUUUAAAUCAAUUUUUUAAAAAAUAAACUCAUUUCAGUGGAAUUAACAAUGAAAUAAAAUGUUCUGCAGUUCAAAUAAUGCUCAAUAGUAGUUGAGAUAUUUUUUGUGUGAAAUUAUAUUUUGAUCUGUAAAGGUUUGUCACUAUGAUGCCAUCUUUAAAUCUAAAACAUUGUACACGAGUGGACCAUAAUGUUCGUGAUUUUAGAAAUGUUUAGAUACAUAUUUAAACUGUUAGGUUAGGAGUACCAUAUUAUCUACUAUAAAAAGUUAACUGUAAAUGAAUCUUUUAUAAAUAUAGCCAUCUUGGUGAAUAAGUAUUGUGACCUGAACAGCAAAUUACACUGGUGCCUUAAGAGAUGGGGUUAUGAUUCAAUGUUAUUGGUAAUCAUUGUACAUCUUAACAACUGAUAUAUUUGAAAUUUAUUAUCUUUUAUCUUAGUAUAUGUACAAGGAAAUAAGAAUUAUUAAAAAUAUAAAAAAUAAUUAUUUUGUUUCUCAAAUGCACAACAAAACGAAAAAUUGUAGGUCAUUAUAUUUCUCUUUUUAAGUGAAAUCUGUAUUUGUAACUUAUGACUCGGCAGUUAAAUUAAGACCCUUUGGCCCUUAGCUAAGAAUAUAGAUUGAUAAUAUUUCAUUGAUGUCUGAAACAGUGAGAUAUGUACCUUGUGUGUAUAAUAUGUAAUAGUUUGUUUAUUCCUUAAUUUCAUAUAAUUCAGAUUUUUGAAUUGUACAUUUUUAUAAUUAUUCAGAUUAUACAAUAUGGUUUUGAAUAAACUGCAUUAAUAUUAGUUAUAACUAUGUAAAAUAGCAAGGUGACAGCUACUCAAAUGAUAUACAUUUUUUUAUCAACUAUUAUUAUUAAAGAAAAUGUAUACAUUUACCAAGAUUGAAAAUAAACUGUUUUUUCAUCU
This is a messenger RNA of Patella vulgata (common limpet), 1904 nucleotides long. Its product is annotated as N-alpha-acetyltransferase 40. Bases 238 to 987 code for a protein of 249 amino acids. Gene Ontology annotation, molecular function: protein N-terminal-serine acetyltransferase activity; histone H2A acetyltransferase activity; histone H4 acetyltransferase activity. The transcript has 9 exons. The record is from RefSeq and is a predicted model, not a curated record. Gene Ontology annotation, cellular component: nucleus. Lineage: Eukaryota; Metazoa; Mollusca; Gastropoda; Patellidae.